This is a messenger RNA of Penicillium crustosum, 435 nucleotides long. RefSeq lists its product as uncharacterized. Bases 1 to 435 code for a protein of 144 amino acids. The record is from RefSeq and is a predicted model, not a curated record. NCBI's taxonomy places the organism in Eukaryota, Fungi, Ascomycota, Eurotiomycetes, Eurotiales, Aspergillaceae. The transcript has 2 exons.
AUGUCUUCCCCUAUCAAACUCGACGCCAAGCUCUCUGAGCUGAAGGCGGCCGACGUUCGGUUGCUCAUCUAUGGUACCCUGUGCAACGAUGGCAAGAUUGACUUCGAGAAGCUCGCCACUCUCGCUGGUAUGAAGAAGACUUCUGCUCAUACCAACUACUGGCGUGCCAAGAAACACCUUGAGCAGAUCCUGAACGCAAACCCCGUGUCUCCCACCCAAAUUGCCCGUCCCCAGCCUGAGGGUGGUGACGCCGAUUCACCUAAGGCAGUCCGUUCUGGCAAGCGUGGUGCGGCCAAAGAUGGAUCGAUCAAGAAGACUGAGCCUGCCAAGCGCCGUAAGACUGACACCAAGACUGUCUCCGAGCUGGUUGAGUCCACUCAGACUGAAGACACCGCUGAGACUACCCCUGCCGACACCACUGAUCAGGCUGAGUAG